AUGUACAUCACCCUCUACUACAUAGUCACCCGGCUCCCUGACUCCCUUCGCGUAGUCAGGGACCACUUCCUCUCAGUUUGCCCCACCACUCUCACCGUUGACCUCCUUGAGAAGGCCCUCCUAGCAGUAGAGAAGAGCAUAGUAGCUGUAGGAGCCUCUCGUGGUGACCCUCGCACCCCCAUCUUUGAGGGGUGUUCCCCCUCCCCCCUUUUGCCCUCUGUUGCCUCUGCUGCUGCGGCCGACCUCGUUGGGCUUGAGUCGGUCGGGGCGGCGUCUACCCCUAGCGGUAGACGCCGCCCUAGCAAGGGCAAGGGGGGUAGGGGCGCUGGAGGAGCUAGCGGGGGCGGUGGAGGUGGCGGUGGAGGCGGCGGAGGGGGUGGGGUUGGCGGUGGGGGUGGUGGCGGGGGUGGAGGUGUCGGUGGCGGCAGUGGAGGCGGAGGCGGGGGCGGCGGUGGCGGUGGGAGCGGAGGUGGCGGCGGUGGAGGAGGCGGUGGUGGAGGAGGUGGCGCUGGUCGGGGUGGCUCUGCGCAGAGGCGGGGUGGGGGUACUGGUUCGUGCACCUACGUCCUACGCACCGGCGACCGCGCGGGUGAGCAGUGCGGGGGUGCGCACUCCACCCAGCGCUGCUUUGGCCGCCUGACGGACGCUUGGCGUCACCAGUUCCCGGAGGCCACUGAGAUCCCCCGCUGGGGCGAGCUGUCUAGGGCGGGAGUAGCUGUUUUUGACCUUGAAUUUGAUGCUAUUCUUGCUGCCAUGUAUGCUGUGACUAUUAGUGAUGAGGGUGACUGUUACAGGUGUUUUCCGCCCGACCCGGGCAUUGAGACUGCUGCUCUAGGUACUGGUGAGGCUGCUGCUCUAGGUGCUAGCAAGGCUGCUGCUCUAGGUGCCAGUGCGUCUGCUUCCUCAGGUGCUGGUGAGUCUGCGCUCUCAGGUACCGCUUGCAGUCUCUCUGGCAGACCCCUCUGGGGGUCCUAA
Molecule: messenger RNA, 975 nt
Organism: Closterium sp. NIES-65
Lineage: Eukaryota; Viridiplantae; Streptophyta; Zygnematophyceae; Desmidiales; Closteriaceae
Source: the annotation of a GenBank genome assembly